Molecule: messenger RNA, 5253 nt
Organism: Sabethes cyaneus
Lineage: Eukaryota; Metazoa; Arthropoda; Insecta; Diptera; Culicidae
Product: protein javelin
Exons: 5
Coding region: 1-5145 (1714 amino acids)
Source: RefSeq, a predicted model, not a curated record
AUGGUCGCACGGCACCAGCACUCGAGUGCUGCUUCGAGCGUUGAGUAUAAAACCCUACAAAUAAACUCUGAUUCAGCAUCGAACUACGUGGACCGGGUGCGCAUCCGUGACUCGUCCAGCUCAUUUGGCGGACCAGGCCGAGGAUCCGGGUGGCGUCAAAAGUCCCUCUCGAAUAUAGAUCUGCCGACGAGCUAUCGGGGCAUUGCCGGCGGUGUCGCCGGAACUGGUGGCCUUGUUGGUGCUGGUCAGUUUCGCUAUCGCGACUAUGAUUCAGGACUGUACGAUCUAUAUUCGCGCAUAGACAGUUGCCGGGAGGAGUACGAUGAUAUCUACGGUAUAAAUCCGAAAGCGUCUCGUGCAGCAAGCAACGCCAGCAGUGGCAAACAGCAGCGUCAACAGCAGGAAAAGCUCCAACAGCAAGGGAAGGAUAAGGACGACCAUCAUCAGCAUCAUCAACACCAGAGGCAGAAGCAUCACCACCAUCAUCACCAUCGCUAUCAGGAGUUCUACAAUCCCGAGAGCAACGAAGCCUGCAGUUUGCGGCGGACCCGCAGUCUAGCGGUGAUCCGCGAAGAGUCCUACAACGAUCUACACCUGCACGGACGUGGCGCUAGACGAUCACAACUCAUCCCGAGAGCUAAACUGGUGGAUAGAAACUUUUUCAAAGACAGAUAUAACUUUAUUUAUGACGACGGUGAAGGACCGGACAUAGUAGAUAACGAAACUAAUUACACCCUAGCAAAGCGUUACAACGCUCAGGGUCAACCGUUUCCGUGGCACACGGACAAGAGUGACCUUGACAGUAUCGAUUCCUCGAUCUUCAAACACUCGCUCCAUCAGCAGAACAGCUUCGAAGGUAGUCAGCGUAAUUCGAUCCGUAGCGGUGAUUCGACCAAGUUCGUAUCCAAGGUAGAGGUGCACAGCGACUACUCCGGUGCGUCCAAGUCGGAAACUGGCAUCGAAGCGGACCUUAAACUGCUGGACGACAUCUCCCUAAAGGAGGAACCACGUACUACCAGCAAAAGUAGCACCCUAGAAACCAUCAAGAAUCGCUACCCACUGGAGAAAAAAUUCGCCGUAAAGGAGGAAGAGGAGAGCGGAAUAACCAUCAUCGAAAUCAAGGACAGUCAAGUCUCGCACAAAAGCAGCAGCGUAAUCUCGUACGAUUCCAUCUACCUUUCAUCGGAAAGUGACGAAAAAGAAGUACUGGACGAAAUUCUACCGGAAGUGCGUCUAGCCGAAGAUUCGGAGCUGAUCGACAUUAAAAUCGAAGACUACGACGAUCUGUUCAAGGAAACGGACCUAGAGAAGGCGGAAAGUACCAUCGACACCCUGUAUGGGCAGGUGACGAAACCGAAACCAAAGAUAGUAGGAGUUGAACCAAAGAUACAGCCAAACGAUUCGCUUAAGCGGUACAUUAAGAACACUAGUCGUGGCACCAUCGAGCGUUUGUCACUAAUCUCAAACCUUAAGUUACGCCAAGAAUUCGCCGAAAACAGAACACAGCUCAAAGAGAAACCACUGAUCGACAACGACUAUCAAUACAACUCGUUGCCGGACGCAGCCGACGUCUGUAAGAUCCUACGGAAUUCGGAACGAAUCGACGCAAAGUUACGCCGCAUUUGCGAUAACGAACAAUCCGGUCGAUCGACUCGCGCCGACGGGGAUCACUUCGAUUCGCUUCCACGCUUGGACAAGAACAGUCUCAAUCUAACACAACCGCCAUCGGACGAAGACACCUCGCUGGAGGAAUCGGACAAGGGAGCACCCUCGAUUGAAGUCGUUGAAACCCCGACCAAAGAAGUACUGAGCAGCUCAUCCUCCAAGGUCUACCUGAAAGACUACGGUGUCGAGCUUGACUACGAAAACUCCCUGGUCACCAACAGCGAUCAGGAUAGUGACAUAACAAUCGUCGCACCUCAGGACGCCACUUCUAACGUCCCUGCUAUUGUUGUCACUCCAGCGGAAAAAUCUGCGGCACUUGGUAGAAAACAGUCAACCAACUCGACACAAAGCGAGCCAGCCCAACGCCAGGAACCGGUGAUCUACUCGACAUUCGCCAGCACCGUCGGCAAGCAGACUACAAACCGAAUCAACUUCGAGAGCAAGGAAAAAAGCCGUCCCAAUCCGGAAGCGAUUGAACAAGUGAAGACUAAACUCAAACCGAUCCCGGUGGUUGCGGAGCAACAGAAGAUUCCGGUCGCUCUAGCCCCAACGGUUAAGCUUGGUGGAAAAAAGGUCAUCGUUGAUGAGGUAGCCGCUAAAGCGGCCAAACGAGAACGGGAACUCGAACAGAUCAACAAAGCAAGCGAAAUCGAAGAAAAAACAAACACCAUUUUGAAAAAACCAACUACGAAAAAGUGUGCUGAACCACCUCCUGCCAAGAAGGAAGAAUCCAAAUCGGAACCACUACCGAUCGUGAACAGUAGACCGCCGGAUCCGAAACCUCCGGAAAGCAAGGAAGGCAGUCCGAAGGUUGAUCAUUCGAGUUUGUUUAAGGACACGAACCCGUUCAAGGAACAGGCCAGACGGGAGGUGAAAAACCGCAUGGUAGAUCGGCCGUUGUUCAAAGGUGUUCGACGAUUCAACAGUACCGAGAACAUUUACACUUCGGCUCCGAUCAUAGUGACGAAGACCUUUAACAAUUUCAUAAAAACCAAUGAGGUAAAGACGAAAUCGUUCGAUUCGUUGAUUGUAGAAAGCAAAUCGGAAACUAAAGAGAAGAAAAUGCCACGACCGCAAGUAAUUCAGAUUAUCGACUCCAAGCAGAACCAUCAUCACGAUGAGGGAACUCUACGUAAGAACGUUCAGGAUGGGCAGCAGGUUCAGAAGGAAUUCCUGCACAAGGUGGACUCCGUGCGUAGUUACUGGUCGAAGAUGCUAGAGGAAGCGGAUGCCAGAGCUGAAGCGGAAGAUCAGGUAGACAAUGGGAGUUUGUCAAAAAUUGAACCUGCAGUUCAACAAUCAAAAAACGAUGACACGAAAGCGGACAGCACCGGGAGUUCAACCGAACAACAACAGAAGUCACAGCAGCAGCAUCAACGGUCAGCGACCCAGACGAAACCAGCAAAGCGAGAAAAUUCCUCCCGAAACAAGUACUCCACCUAUCAGUUCGACGAAGGCACCGAACUGCAGAGUUUUAGUCCAACGGUGGAAAUCAUUGAGCUCGAGGGACAGAAACAGGCCGCACUGGUGAAGCCGAAAAACGCAAACAACCUCGACUUCGAUCACGUGCGCUACAAGGUCAUGAAAUCGGAAAUGUUUCAAAAAAACUUGCUGGUGAACCAUCGGAAAGCGGCUCAAUUCGAUGGUUUGAUGCAGUAUCUACAAGAUUACAGCUUUCAGGAGUUGCUCGCGCACAAUAACGUUGUAAUCAUUGAGCCGGUCCGGACAAAGAUCGAGAAGAUUUCCGACAAGCCGCCGCAAAGCGUUGCGACGACCUGCCGGAUCACGACCGGGGCUUUGUCCAGCGGAGAGAACCGGAGGGGUUCCGGGUUGAAGACCCAUUUUUUCUACCAUCCCAUACGAGUGAAUAAGGAGCUGCUGGAUGAGGAGCUGCCGAGUCCGGAUACGGUGCGAAACGUCCGGAAGCUUUUCGAGGGUACGCUGCGGCUCGGGACGACCUCGAAGCAGGUUUACGAAGAUGCUAAGACUAGUGUGGGUAUACGAAAAUGGGAUUCAGCGAGUCUAUCCAGUGGCGUUUCGAGUGGUGAUUUGAGCUCACCCUGUGAGUGUGGUGAGAAUGAAAUCGAGGGGUACUACGGCGAGGAGAACUUGAUAGGCGAUGAUGAGUUGGAGUCGCACUACGUUAGCCAGGAUGUGCUGGAGAAGAUUCGAGAAUGUGGUUCUACGGUGACGUACUACGGAGGUCGGGUGGUGGAUAAGAAGGGUGAACAUGUCAGCACGAUGACCAAGGCAAUAAUGAAGGAAAUCCGCGGCCAGGAGCGGAAGAUCUGCCAGGUUUGCCAGCCGCAAGGCUGUCGAGCCGAGCAGCGGCGCCAUUCUAGCAGCCAUCAGUCAAGCACGAAGCUGGACGGUUUAGGUGUUAAAUUCAAACUUGUUAAAUCGAACAGCUGCAGUAGCCGCUUAGAAUUGGCUGGCACGGGAAAAACUCCCCCGGAUCUAGUGAAAAACCAGCGUAAAGCGACGAACGCCGGACGACCGAAACAUCCAACGCCAAACGGCAACGGUGUCCCGUCGCCUGCCGACAAAAACAACAACAACGUUCACGAGACUAAAUCCGCACCAUCGCCGACGGUGGAGGAACCCGAGGAAACGGUUCGCGAUUUGGUUAGUCGAUUGGAAAACAACACCCUGAGCAUCCGCAGUAAACCACGAAUUAUCGAAUCCAAAUGCAUCGAGAAAACAGACGAAUCCAAAGCAGAACCGGCCAUAACUAUCAACAGUCUCACGACGGAGGUUUCCGCCCCCGUGACGAAAACUGUUCUUUCGGAAAAAUCAUCCUCUCAAACGGACUCCUCGACAAUGGUCACGGUGAACAAUCACAGCACCGUCCCCGGUCAACUGAUGAUUCCACCGCUUCUGAAAGGCCAAAAAGCCCAGGAACCGCAAUCGGCAGUUGACAGACCGCCAAAAGUUUGCCGCAACAAAAACGUAGACCUAGCCUUUGCGGCCACCAUUAACAAGGCCAACAACAAACCGGACAAGGAAAAGCAGAACCUUGCCCGCCGAUCAUCCCUCGCUACAAACAGUUCCGUAGACACGGUUGACUCACUGGAGACGGCUCCUUCCACCGGCGGCGGUAAAACGGUCACUUUCCACUUUCAGAAUGACGGCGGUGAUGAUGAAAACAACAACAACAACAACGAAAAAUCCAAGCCAACCCACAAGCGUGGCGAAGUCGAACAGCACGAAAAUCUGAAGCCAAGCGUAAUCGCCGAACAGCGCAAGUCGGACGAACUGACCUCACCGAAGCUGGUCAACUGGAGCUCGAUCGGCAAGGGCAGCUUCGACGAGCGGCAGUACUUCGCGAACGACAAGAAGCUGAUCGAAAAGCGCAAGUACGACGAAAUGGAGUUCGAAGAGUUUGAGGUCCUGGAUCCGAAUGCACCACCGGUGGCCGUACAGCAGCAGCACAGUGUCCCCUCGGCUGAAUGUUACGAUAGUUUGAACGGCGGUCAGUAAGCGGCUAUGGAGUGUGUGCGGUAUUUAUGUAUCUGUUACAGUUAUUCAAAUAGUAUUAUAUUGUACUUAUUAUCUGUAGAAUGGAAAAUUAUAUUAUUGUUAGUCGAA